UAUAUUUUAUACUUCAUUCAGUAAACCGUACGUCCGUACCAAUUUUUAUAAUUUUCUUUUUUCAAUAUAAGUUUAAUAAAUGUUAGUUAUUUUUUGAUUAUUCUUUAUGAGUAUUAACUAAAAUAAUAUUAAGUAUUAACGGUUUGUAUCGCUUUCGUGAUGAAAAUCACUCAGGUGCUGUACAAACAAAACAUCGGUCGUCUUAUAAAAUGGCAAUGGCGUGUUCAACGCAAGAAGACACUAAUUGAAACAAAUGCCGAAAAAGUUCUUACAUCUCGUAGUAUACCUAUUAUAGACGCCAAGCAGUUUUUACAUGAACCGUUAUUUGAAGCACAAAAACAAGAUGUCAAAGAGAUAUUUAACAAUAUUGUUGGACCCAUCAAAUUGGAACCUAAAUUAAACAACACACAUCCGCUAUGGAAUGAUGACCCGUGUCUUGUGUAUGGAGACCAUAACGUUUUGGUUCAUGGGCUGGAACAAGCUAAAGUUUUCACCAAUGCAAUAGAACCAGAACCUGGCUUACCGAAGUACUUUAAAGAACUUUAUGAAGCGUAUAGAUUACCUAAUCAAGAUGAACACAUCCAACGAAUCAUCAUAGCGUCUAUUUUAUAUGAUGCAGUCCAAGAGAAAUUACCCAUCAGGAAAGAUCCAAAAAGACCUGCAUGGAAGUUCCCUAGGGAUUAUGGUAUCCCAGACAAAAGACGUAAUAAUCUAAUCGUCAGUAGGAUGUUGCAAUUAUGUGAGUCAAGUGUUGGAAAUAUGAGUUCCAAUAAAGUAAUAGAAAGAUGUUUUUUUAAAGUGCCUUUGCAAAGAAAUGCAAAUAUAAGCCUUAAUUUAAGGGCUGAUUUAUUGCUAUUAUCUGACACUUCUUUACCUCCUGUCAUGGAUGACAUUCAAGGAGACCUGCCAGAUUUAUCUCCAUUGGAUUACAAGAUAUCAUUAGAUGAAAUUAACAUUUAUCAUAAAGAUGAGUUUAUUUCACCUAUUACAGGUAAAUUUAACAACGUUCAUACAGCAUUUAUACAUUAUAAUGAAACGGAAGUCAAGAAUUUAUACGAAACACCUGUGUUAGAAACACAAAUAAUGGGAAGAUCAUUGAUGAAAUGUUAUGCUUUUGCUGUUGCCAAUGCCAAAUCUAAAUAUGGUGAAAAUGUUAAAGAGUUACCAGAACCUAUUACAUUACAAUGUGUUCAAACAAAUUCACAAUGGUUCCAUUUUUCUAUUUUCCAAUUGAAUAGUUUGGACGGUCCUGAAGAAAAUGGGAUGAAAAAUAUUUAUUGGCAAACACCAUUGUUAAAUCUGUAUAAAAAAUGUGUUUUUGAUGAAGGUGUACCAGUUCUAGACGAUUACAAUCCAGAAGUAUUCAAAAAUGUUUUGUCCUUUUAUAUGAAUGGUACUGAAUAUGAGAUCAAGUAGUUUAUAUUAGUUUUAUAUAUAAUUUUCUUACAAUAAAUGUAUUAGUUUGUUUGAAAGUA
Molecule: messenger RNA, 1475 nt
Organism: Acyrthosiphon pisum (pea aphid)
Lineage: Eukaryota; Metazoa; Arthropoda; Insecta; Hemiptera; Aphididae
Gene: mRpL37
Product: mitochondrial ribosomal protein L37
Biological process (GO): translation
Cellular component (GO): ribosome; mitochondrion
Molecular function (GO): structural constituent of ribosome
Source: RefSeq, a predicted model, not a curated record